Molecule: messenger RNA, 2472 nt
Organism: Acanthochromis polyacanthus (spiny chromis)
Lineage: Eukaryota; Metazoa; Chordata; Actinopteri; Pomacentridae
Exons: 3
Coding region: 163-1635 (490 amino acids)
Molecular function (GO): GTP binding
Source: RefSeq, a predicted model, not a curated record
CUUACUAUCUCUAGGGCUCUGGACGUGACUAUCUGGAAGUGACCAGGAAUCACAUGGCAGGGGGAGGCAUCCUGGACCAGGACCUCCGCCGGCUCUGCCCCACAGAAACACCAGAAUACUUUCACUUUCUACACACUGCGGAUCGCACGCUUAAACCUGACAAUGUUCAGCAAAUAUCCCCCCUAUGGAGGCAGCGGCGGCUCAGCUGGUACAGCAGCACCAGCCUCAAGUUUUCCAUAUCGAUCCACUCCACGCGCUACAACGUCUAUGAGGGGCACACAGAACCGCCCGUUCAACUCGUUUGAUGGAUCAAUGCCACGAGCCACUGAGGAGCUGAGGAUUGUGCUGGUGGGGAAGACUGGAUCUGGGAAGAGCGCCUCAGGAAACACCAUUCUUGGCUGGGAGACCUUUGAAUCAGUAAUGAGUCCCAGGUCUAUUACUGAUGAGUGCUCCAAGGCCAGAGCGACGGUGGACGGACAAGACGUGGUGGUUAUUGACACCCCGGGUCUGUUUGACACCAGGCAUGGGGUGAGCACAAUAUGUAGACACAUCAGCCAGUGCAUCUCUUACGCUUGUCCAGGACCCCACGUCUUCCUGAUCGUCAUCGGAUUGGGCAGGUUCACGGAGGAAGAGAUGAAGACAGUGCAGCAGAUUCAGGAGCUGUUUGGCGAUGCUGCAGACAAAUACAGCAUGGUCCUGUUCACUCGAGGCGACGAUCUCAAAGGCAAACCUAUUGAGGAGUUCAUCGGGAAGUCCCCAGAACUGCAGGAUCUUGUGGCCAGAUGUCACGGCCAGUACCAUGUCUUCAAUAAUAACUUGCAGAGUCGCUCUCAGGUCACCGAGCUGCUUUGGAAGAUCAGAAAUAUAGUGUCGAAUAAUGGUGGAAGCCACUACACCAGCGAGAUGUUUGAGGAAGCAGAAAGAUUAGUCAAUGAGGAGAAACAGCGCAUCUUGAUUGAGAAGGAGGCAGAAAUGCGUGCCGAAAAGGAGCAACUGACAAGAGAAAUGCAAGCAGUAUACGAAGAACAGCUGAGGAAUCUUAAGGAGCAUUUCAAGGCUGAAAGGAUGGAAGACAGGAGGGUCAGAGAAGAGGAAAAUCAAGCAAUGCAGGCCAAGUUGGCGGAACUGACAAGAGAGGGUGAGAGGUUUAUCAAUGCAAAAGUGGAGAUGGAGGUGGAGAGGCACAGGGGGAGGCAAAAUAUGGAGCUGGUGGCGGCGAGGGAGCGUCAGGACAGGGAUCAGAUGCAGGAGCAGAUGCGUAAUAUGUUUAUGGCAUUAAGCAUGCAGAACAGUCAGAACAUGAUGACGAUGCAGACUCAACAGCAGCAGCACCAAUGGGAGUUAGAAAGGCAGAGACUGGAGAUGCAGCAGAGAGAAGAAUUAGCGGCGAGAGACAGAGAGCUCGACAGAGCUCGAUGGGAAGCAGAAAAAGCCGAAUUAAGAUCACAGUACGAAAGAGAUCGGAAAGAAAAGGAGAAAGCUUUGGAGGAGAAGUAUGACAGAGAGGCUAGAGACAAGGCUGAAAAAAGUAAUCCAGUAAAGGAAUUCUUUUGCAAUGUAGCAGGUGCUGUUGCGGACGGUGUAACUGGAGUAUGGAACAAGGGUGUCGGCUUUGUUAAGGGCUUAUUUAGAUAGUUUAGAACACAUAAACAUACACUGUAUUGCCAAAAGUAUUGGGACACCUGCCUUUACACACACGUGAACUUUAAUGACAUCUCAUUCUGAAUCCGUAGUGUUUGAUAUAGAAUUGGUCCACCCUUUGCAGCCAUAACAGCCUCACUUCUUUGGGGAAGGCUGUCCACAGGGUUUAGGAGUGUGUUUAUGGAAAUUUUAGACCAUUUUUCCAGAAGACUGAUGUUGGACGAGAAGGCCUGGCUAUCAGUCUCCUCUAAUUCAUCCCAAAGGUAUUCUGUCAGGUUGAGGUUGGUACUCUGUGCAGACUAGUCAAGUUCCCUUGCACACCAAACUGGCUCAUCCAUUUCUUUAUUGACCUGCUUUGUGCAUUGGUACACAGUCAUGUUGGAGCAGGAAGGGGCCAGCUCCAAACUGUUCACACAAAGUUCCCAAAAUGUCUUGGUAUGCUAAAGCAUUAAGAAUUCCUUUCACUGGAAGUAAGGGACCCUGAAAAACAAGCCUACACCAUAAUCCCCCCUCCACCAAACUUUACACUUGGCACAGCACAGUCAGGCACGUAGCUUUCUCCCAGUAACCUCCAAACCCAGACUUGUUCAUUAGAUUGCCAGACAGAGAAGCGUGAUUGGUCACUCCAGUGAAGGCGUCUCCACUGCUCUAGAGUCCAGUGGCGGUGUGCUUUACACCACUGCAUCCGAUCCUUUGGUGAUCUAAGGCUUGGAUGCAGCUGCUCGACCAUGGAAACCCAUUCCAUGAAUCUGAACCAUAUGUAACCAUAAGCAUCGUUAACUCUGUAUGUCUAUAAUCUGUAGGCUGUAACAUUAAACAAGUAUAAAACAA